Fulmarus glacialis (Northern fulmar) is the source of this 395-nucleotide messenger RNA. Its product is annotated as F-box only protein 9-like. Lineage: Eukaryota; Metazoa; Chordata; Aves; Procellariiformes; Procellariidae. The annotation marks the transcript as partial. The record is from RefSeq and is a predicted model, not a curated record. The transcript has 4 exons.
GCAGAAGCUGAAGAAGAUUGUCACUCUGAUUUGGUAAGAACCGAUGACAAUGAAAGAUCCAGUGAAGCAAAUCUUCAGGCAGAGCUCCAGAUGUUCAGAGCACAGUGGAUGUUUGAGCUUGCCCCAGGUAUGAGUUCUAGUGGGUUGGAACCUCUGCCAUGCAGAGCAUCUUCAAGAGGACCUGGAGUAAAGUCUGUAGAUGCCAGAGGGAAACAGGAGAUAGCAAAAGAGGAAAAGGCAAAAGAACUUUUCCUGAAGGCAGUGGAAGAAGAACAAAAUGGGGCCCUUUAUGAAGCCAUCAAGUUUUAUCGUCUAGCCAUGCAGCUUGUACCUGACAUAGAGUUUAAGAUCACCUAUACACGGUCCCCAGAUGGUGAUGGAGUUGGCAAGAGGUG